Molecule: messenger RNA, 1082 nt
Organism: Carassius carassius (crucian carp)
Lineage: Eukaryota; Metazoa; Chordata; Actinopteri; Cypriniformes; Cyprinidae
Gene: st3gal1l2
Product: ST3 beta-galactoside alpha-2,3-sialyltransferase 1, like 2
Exons: 7
Coding region: 39-989 (316 amino acids)
Molecular function (GO): beta-galactoside (CMP) alpha-2,3-sialyltransferase activity
Source: RefSeq, a predicted model, not a curated record
GAAACAGAUGCGACCUUUCAACAGGAGCGUAAAGGAAGAUGCAGGUGUUCAUGCAUUAUAGGGGUUCCUAUUUGACAGCUGUCAUUUGUGUGAUCCUAUUCUGCAUGCUCCUGGUGUUCCAAACACCUGUGGAUGAGGUCUCAGAAGGCAUGUGUGCAUGUAAAGACUGUGUCAGACAGCAGACCCACAGUGUUUGGUUCAAUGAACUCUAUGAUCUCUCUGUUCAACCACUGCUCACCCAGAAAAAUUAUGUCCUCAGUGAAGAUAUCUUCAAGUAUUGGAAGGGUCUUCAGAAAACUAAGAGAGAAGGCAACUACACUGCAGUGGUGGAGAAGUUGUUUUCUCUAUUUCCAGAUAAAACACAAUACUCAGAUGAUAGUCCAAAGCGCUGCAGGACGUGUGCUGUGAUCGGAAACUCAGGGAACCUUAAAGGAUCCCAUUAUGGACAUCUCAUAGAUCUUCAAGACUUUGUCAUUAGGAUAAAUAUGGGCCCUACAAAAGGUUAUGAGAAUGAUGUGGGUUCUAAGACCACUCACCGGUUUCUAUAUCCUGAGAGCGCUAUGGAUGUGGACAACUCCACCUACCUGGUGCUUUCCCCAUUCAAGAUUCUGGAUAUGGAGUGGCUCAUCAGUGCCUUUACCACUAAGAACAUCACACGCACUUACAAAAGAGUAAGGACAAGCAUAAAAGCCAACAGACAUAAGGUGAUGAUUCUACAUCCAGCUUUCAUUAAGUAUGUCCAUGAGACUUGGUUGCUGAAACGUGCCAAAUAUCCAUCGACUGGCUUCCUCGCUAUUAUAUUUGCCCUGCACGUCUGUGAUCAGGUUUCCACGUUUGGGUUUGGUGCAGACCAAUAUGGAAACUGGUACCACUACUUUGAGAAAACCUCACAUAAAAUUCGUACUGGUGCUCAUAGUGGCAGCUUGGAAUUCGACACCAUGAUGCAACUAUACCUGGAAAACAAAAUUCAGGUGUACAGAGGAAGUUAACUAGAGGUAUUGACAUUAGUCAUGCAAGGCUUUAGUUCAUUAAAAAAAAAAAAAAAAAAAAAAAACCUUGUUCCAUCAUCUUAAUCAAACAAU